UGUCAUAUCAGUUAUACUGUCAUUGACUGCACUAGUCUAUGAAUUGUAUGAAAAUUAGACACACACUUCAAAAAGUUAUCUCUUUGCUAAAGUUCACUACAAAUAAAAAAUAUUUUACUCAUGUCAUUUAAGCUUGUUGCGAAAUAGAACCAUAUUGAAUAUUCUCUACCUAUUUGUUUUGUUCUUUGUAGUACUUGCAAUGAAUAUGGAGAACUGAAAUGCACCGCUCCGGAACAGUGCCGAGGCAAAUGCUCACUGAUGGCUAGUGGUUACAUUAGGACAUUUGAUUCCAAUAUUGUACGCCUGGGAUCCACAACUGGCGAGUGCAAAUUUACACUCCUAAAUUUUUCAAAGAAUAAUAGAGCACUUAAAAUAAGCAUCUUAUCGUCAACAGUAAAUUCAGUAACAACAAUUGUAGGCGUGGAGGUUGAAAACAAGGGCAAUAUCUACGGGAUAAAGAAAGUGGCUCAGACAAACCGCCUCAUCUUUGAACUUAACGCGGUUGUCAAGAAGCUGCCCUACGUGUUGGAAGAAGCUGAUAUCUACAUCAAUGAAAUCACUGACAACUGGGACGUUUUCCGCACCUCUUACAUGCAGAUCUUGAUGAGUCCCAUGGGAUCAGUGGUGAUUGAAGCCGAUGUCCAAACAAUGUCUGGUAAUGUUACUGGUCUCUGUGGUAACUUUGAUCACCACCAGGAAAAUGACUUCAUAAUGGAAAGUGGAGGGAUGGCAAGUGAAAAUGAGUUUCUACAGAUAAAUUCCGAAGGACAAUGUGGAAAAGCAAAUAUAGAUGUUGAAGAUAAUCCGAAGUGUGUGAAGGUGAAAGAUGUUCUGAUGGCGAACUGCCCACACCUGGACCAGUCGAAGCAGCAGCAGCUGGUGGAGGGCUGCAAGCAGUCCCAGACCGACAGCCAGCUGUGUGCCGUGCUCAUGGAGCUGCAGCUUGAGUGUAACCUCAGUCUCGACUCGCCGCCCAUACUCAGCAUCAUGGACUGCAAGCCAACAUGCAGGGAGGGGUUUGAAUUCAAGAGCUGUCGGCGAGACUGUGAGAGGUCAUGCAGUGACCUGUAUCUAAAGAACUCCACCACCUGUGACACAACCACUUGCUUCCAGGGCUGUGGAUGUCCGGUUGACCAGUUCAUGCUGGAGGAAGACGGGGUGGUCACUUGUGUUGGACGUUCAGAGUGUCCAUGUUGGCUGGGGACAAAGCUAAUCAAAUCCGGCCACAGUCUGAUUGUGGAUUGUCAGAACUGGUGA
Gigantopelta aegis is the source of this 1257-nucleotide messenger RNA. Its product is annotated as mucin-5B-like. Gene Ontology annotation, cellular component: extracellular matrix. The record is from RefSeq and is a predicted model, not a curated record. The transcript is spliced from 5 exons. NCBI's taxonomy places the organism in Eukaryota, Metazoa, Mollusca, Gastropoda, Neomphalida, Peltospiridae. The coding region runs from base 259 to 1257 and encodes 332 amino acids.